UGUAAUGUAGCGAUCUCGCGUCGUGGUGUCGUCGCGCGCAAUUUUCUCGAAACCGUAAAUUCCGGCUUAGCUCGUUAGUCCGGCUGUGCUCUUCCGUUUAUGUCGCGACAUGUCCUCGUAUGCUAAUACCUCAACAGCGCAGCACGAAGCAAUCCUCCGCUGGCUAGGGGCGCGCUCGCACGAAUGGAAGGCAUGAUCAAGGUUGGACGACGAGAAGCUGGAUCUCAUUAACAAUACCAUUCUACCCGAGGCCGUACAUUUUUGGGAGCGAGCGUUGAUGGUGCGAGAGACGAAGAGUACUAUUAGACUGAACAGGAAAUGCGAGAGUAGUCAAGUUUUCGUCAAGGACCACCACACACACUGCAUAGAUACCUGCCGUCCUGUUACUAUGUGCGGCGAGGUAGUCGUCCCGGAGGACCAUCUCGAUGUCUGUCGAACGUGUAACGCAACGGGACACAAUUGCGGGACAGCUGAGGGAAGCAAAGCAGGUCUGGGAAUCGACGGUGCCGAUUUUGUCUUCUACGUAUCUGCUAUGCAGACUGAGAGAUGCCACAAGGGUUUAACUGUAGCUUACGCUGCUCAUUGUCAACAGGAAGCUGCCUUAGAUCGACCGAUAGCUGGCCAUGCCAACCUAUGCCCAGGAAGCAUCAGCACGAAACCGCAAGAGUUGGAAACGUUGCUCAGCACCGUUAAACACGAGAUCCUGCACGCCUUAGGAUUUUCAGUGAGCUUGUACGCUUUCUACCGGGAUGAGAAUGGCGAGCCCAGAACGCCCAGAAGAAGCGAUACUGGGAAACCACCCCUUAAUGAAAAGUUGCAAACGCAUCAGUGGAGCGAGAACACGAUCAAAACCGUGGUCAGGCCUCGCUGGCAAGUGCACGGCGGUUACGUGGAGAGGACCAUGCAAAUGAUAGUCACGCCUCGAGUUCGCGCCGAGGUCCAAGCGCACUUUAAUUGCCCGGAACUCGAGGGCGCGGAAUUGGAAGACCAGGGCGAGGACGGCACGGCGCUCACGCAUUGGGAGAAGCGCGUAUUCGAGAACGAGGCUAUGACGGGGACGCAUACACAAAAUCCAGUUUACUCGAGGAUAACGCUCGCUCUCAUGGAGGACACCGGUUGGUAUAGCGCCAACUACUCGAUGGCGCAAGAGCUGGGAUGGGGGAAAAAUCUGGGAUGCAACUUCGCCAUGAAAUCCUGCAAGGAAUGGAUAUCCUCCAAGUCGUCUCCGCUCUCAGGCAAGUCGAUACAUCCGUUUUGCAACAAAGUGAAACAGGAUCCGUUGCAGACCGAAUGCACGGACGAUCGGAGUUCAGUGGCCUUGUGUAACCUGGUGAAACAUCCGCAGCCGCUACCUAAGAAAUAUCAAAACUUCGACUCGAUUCCUCACGUACCAAGCGGAGAGGAACAAUAUUACGGCGGUUCGGUAUCUCUGGCAGAUUAUUGUCCUUACAUACAAGAAUUCACAUGGAGGGCACGAAAUAUAGUAGUCAGAGGUUCCCACUGUCUUUACGAGGAGAACAAUCCACACCCGGACAAGAAUUUCGCGUUGGAGAAGUACGGACCUCACUCGAGAUGUUUCGACCAUACUAACGACAUGUGGGAGGAGAGGACUUGCAAGCAGGCGCGACAAUGGCAACACUGGGGCUCCGGUUGCUACUUGUACAAGUGCGGGACCGGCAGACUGCACAUUAUGGUCGGCAACUAUACUUACACUUGUUUCCACGCUGGGCAGGAGAUUAUUAUAAGAAUCAUGCAGAACGGUUGGCUGCACAAGGGUGCCCUGAUCUGUCCCCCCUGCCGAGAUAUUUGCCAGGCGGAAUUUAAAGCACGAGGCGAAUGGUGUAAGCCAGGGGACGAGCAUCCGCCUUCCAUAUAUUAUCACAAAGACUAUCUGCACUGUGCGUCCGCGAAUAGCUUCGGCUUAAGUAUAUCAACGCCCAUCGUUGCAAUCCUGCUCUUCAUCGUUAGAUGAUACGUCAUUUUGCUUUAGUUAAUAUACUAACUAGCAUCAUUGAAUCUAGGCCCAUAAGUAUCAUUUAUGAAACCACACAUCGUUUGGUAGUGGCACUUCCAGUCCGAUCAGAUAAUACUUUAUUUUUGGCGAUGGCGUCUGCUCGAGUUCUUGUUACCGUAAAAACGAACAGCGAUGAUGAUGAACAACGCAGCGGUCGAGGUGACAAUCGCAAUUAAGCUUGUUAUCUGUCUGACAUUGGCCAAAUGAUUUAAUAUGCAGAAUCAUAUUGUUACUUGGCUUCAAAUGUGCUGCGCACGUAAUGAAUGCACGUAUUAAAUUUGGAUUGAACGAUCCACGGUGAUAACAUGACGAGGCACUUCUUUUUAGUGCCAAUCUUGUAUUUUAUGUGCUCCUUCGAUUAUUUAUCUCUAAUCAGUCUGCCGAUUGUUUUUGGUUAUUUCAUUGUUUUGCUAUAUGAUUAAGUAUAUGAUAUUUCUUUUUCUUAUUAUUUUAAAUACAAAUUUUCCUUGGUUUCUCUUUCUCUUUAGAAUAAAGUUUGCAUAUCUCAGUCGCUCGCGAUUCAAGUAAAUCAUUAUACCAUAGUUCAUAAAUGACUGCUAUUCGACUGUACACACACACACACACACACUCCUGCAACUGCUGCCGAUGUAAGCCUAAUAUGGGACAUUACGAAUGAUAGAAAUUAAUUGUAAAGAGUGUAAGUUUAACGAAGAAAGGCUAUACAUUGUCGACAAAUGUUAAUGUAAAAUACAUAUUUUGCGUGAUAUGAUAAUGCGAACAAUAGGUACAUAUACAUACAUCGUAGAAAAAGUAGAAAUAUGUAUAUACCAAGUACAUCUAUUAUUUAUGCAGUCUAUAUUAUUAGCAAAAUGUCGUGGGUUGCUGCAUGGGUUUUGUCAGCACAUCUUUUCUUUCCAACACAAUUGUUUCUGAAAAUCUAGUGUUUAAGUCAGAUAUUACAAAUAAUUAAGCUUUGAUUUGAGUGUUCAUGAAAGAGGGGGGACUCAAUUUUCAUUCCUUCAAGAAUAUAAUGAGACAUUGAAAGUAUUGAUGUUAACAAAAGUCUGAAACUGAAGACAUUGUGUUCUUGAACCCAAGUCCAACUUGUUGUAACGUGUUGCUGAUAUUAACAAACCAGUGACAAACCUUUUUGUGCGUUAAAAUACGUAAGUCAUAUCGAAUACAAUAAGUUAGAAAAAAAUGUUUGAAUUAAAACGAAAAAGUGUCUGAUCGGUUUAUCAAGAAUUAUCGAUUGUUGUGAAUCUGGAUAUCGUGAGUGUAAAUGAUAGGAUACAAUUUUGUAUAUAUAAUUCUACUAACACGAAGUAUAAUAAUGCAGAUUCACAAUAGUAGUUUCCUAUUAAAUAUUAAAUAAUAAUAUUAAAAGUCUUAGCAGUUAGCAUAACAUAUCUUGUGUUCGAUAAAAUGCGAUAAAUCUCUGGUUAUUUGUCAUAAAAAAAAAAAGAAAGCGGAAGACACUCUUAUUUUUCGUUAUUUGCAUGUUCUAUGUUGUCUGGCAGAUGUCUGACACAAUUUUUGUGAAAAAUUAUUUUUAUCGCGGACUUUUGCGGUAAAAAUGAAUUCGUAUACUCAUUUGUAAUUUUAUAUAUAUAUAUAUAUAUAUAUAUAUAUAUAUAUAUAACUACAUCUGUAUAAUGAAAACACGCUAUUUAUUAUUUCUUGGAUGCUUUAUCAUGGAUAUAAGUAUAUCAGCGCAAUGAAUUGCGCAUGUGAGGCCCAGUUCCACAAUUACUUUAAACGUAGUUUAAAUCAUUAAACCAAGUUUUAAAGAAAUGUCGCGUUUAACGUUGAUUUUCGUGGUUAAAGUUAACGCCAAAUUUUGGGUGUUUAAUGAAUAUAAACAAAGUUUAAUACUGUAGCGCUACCGAUUUCAAAAUUUGUCUAGCAACGUCUUCAUUUAUUAGCAACGUGAGCAACCAAUCACAUUUGAUGUUUGAAAAAAAUAGAAAUCUUUGACAGUUUCUUCCUACAGACAGAUAGGCUUAGCUAAACUACAGUUACAAACACAAUGUGAAUUAUUCGCACAAGUUUAACCAUGGCGUUAAAUGUACGGUCGUUCAGUUAAGCUCGGUUUAAGUUCGAUUUUGUGGAACUGGACAUAAAAUAUCGAUAACAUUAUCCUACUGACAAAACGGCGAAUGUAAGUAUAUGGAAUGUAUACACACACACACACACACACACACACACACACACACACACACACACACACACUGAAAUCUGUAUAUUAAUCAUAAUAAGGGUGUAUAAUUAAUGCAUUCAAUAUCUUCGUUUUGUCGUUUUGAUCUUCGUUAACUGCUUUAGGGUUGCAGUCUAGAUGCGACGAUGGAGUAUCACUUUGUCAAUUUGCACAAAAAAAAA
Ooceraea biroi (clonal raider ant) is the source of this 4354-nucleotide messenger RNA. RefSeq names its product leishmanolysin-like peptidase, invadolysin (gene Invadolysin). NCBI's taxonomy places the organism in Eukaryota, Metazoa, Arthropoda, Insecta, Hymenoptera, Formicidae. Gene Ontology annotation, cellular component: cytoplasm; membrane. Gene Ontology annotation, biological process: cell adhesion; proteolysis. Gene Ontology annotation, molecular function: metalloendopeptidase activity. The record is from RefSeq and is a predicted model, not a curated record.